Molecule: messenger RNA, 1796 nt
Organism: Chinchilla lanigera (long-tailed chinchilla)
Lineage: Eukaryota; Metazoa; Chordata; Mammalia; Rodentia; Chinchillidae
Product: melanoma-associated antigen 10-like
Exons: 3
Coding region: 236-1240 (334 amino acids)
Biological process (GO): negative regulation of transcription by RNA polymerase II
Cellular component (GO): nucleus
Source: RefSeq, a predicted model, not a curated record
UGUCCACAAGAGGUCUCAGAAAGGUUGCGACUGGUGAAGUUUCUCUACUUCCUUGAGGAAAUUGUGAGAGGUUUUGCCGGCGCUGUUUGCUUCAGCAGUUGUUCCCAGGAGAUCCAGGAAGGGUUGUAUCCUGUGCACUUUCUCUGGUUCCUGUACUGGAUUGUGAAGGAGGUCCGUGGGAUCCAUCACUUAUAUUCCUGCACACUCUUGCCUGUUGCCUCCAGCAAUAGUUAUCAUGCCUCACUCUCUAAAGGAUUCCAGGCUCACCCUUGAGGAAGAUGACCUGGACCUACCUGAUAUGGGAACUGAAGAGAUUUCCUUUUCUGAGGAGGAGGAGGAAGAUAACUCCUCUACUUCAUCAUCUUUUCACUUUUCCUUCCCCUCCACUUCCUCUCCCUCCUCUUCCUCCCUUUCGUCCCUUUCUGUGAUUACAGGUUCUGAGGAGGAAGAGGAGAAGGAGGAGGUGCCUGCUGUUAAUAUGAUGAGUGUUCUCCAGAAUCUUCCUCAGAGUCCUCCAAGUGGCUGCUCUUCCUCUGCUUCUUGGAGCAAGUUAGAUGAAGAGUCUAGGGGCCAACAAGAUGAGGAUACUGAAUCCUUAGUCCAAGAUGUGCUAGAUAAGAAGGUGGCUGAAUUAGUGAGGCUUUUCCUCCUCAAGUACCAAAACAAAGAGCUAAUCGCAAAAGAAGAAAUGCUGAAUAUUGUCAUCAAGGAGUACAAGGGCCACUUUCCUAUAAUCUUUGAGAAAGCUUGUGAGUUCACAGAGCUUAUCUUUGGCAUUGUGGUGGCAGAGCUGGGUCCUAACAAGCAUACCUAUAUAACGUAUAACACGCUAGAUCCCACCUACCGUAGAAUGCUGAGUGAUGACCUGACCCCCCCCAAGACUGGCCUACUGUUAUUUGUCCUGGGGAUGAUCUUCAUGGAGGGUGGCUACAUUCCUGAAGAGAAGAUCUGGGAAGUGCUGAGUGCAUUGGAGGUAUAUGCUCAAAAGGAGCACUGUAUCUAUGGUGAUCCCAGGAUCCUCAUCACCAAUGAUUGGGUACAAAAAAAAUACCUGGUGUACAAGCAGGUGCCCAACAGUGAUCCUAAAUGUUAUGAGUUUCAGUGGGGUACAAGAGCCCAUGCUGAGGUCAGUGAGGGAAAUAUCUUGGAGUUUUUGGCCAAGCUAAAUGGUACCACCCUUAGUUCAUUUCCAGCCUGGUGCAAGGAUGGAUUGAAAAAUAUGGGGAAGCCUAUACUGUAAUUGAUACAGCAAUUGAUGCUACAGCCAUGACUAGUACCAGCCCUGAUGUCAUGUGUAGCAACAUUUCUGGAGGUCUGAGGCCAAUUUUCCGGCAUUUAUUUGAAGAGAAUAGACAAGUUUCUAACUAGUGGUGGGCUAUGGUAUGACUUGAAGGCAGUGCAGUGUUGUUUGUGUUCCUGUUAUAUAAGACUGAAAAAAAUUUUUUUGGUGAAAAUAUUUUCCAAAUGACUUUCUUUUCAAAAGCAAAUUGAGUUCGGUUCAGUAUUUUAGUUUGUGAAUAUUAGCUACAAAGUUAGCAUUUUUCUUGUCUAACAACAAAAGUUGGAUGUUUUGUAAAAAUAAUUUAAGAAAAACUUUUUGUUUUAUUUUGUGAUCUGCAGAAGGGAAAUAUGGUAUUGCAAUAGGAAUUUUUUUCAAAAGUGUUAAAAGAUCUCAACAGCAAAAUAGAAAAAGUAAAUGGCACUUAAUGCUUGCAUUUUCCUACCCAUUUUAAUUUCUGUAAAAUUAAAAAUUUGCCUGGUUUGUUAUAGAGUGUAAGACAAAAUAAAUCAUAAAA